AGGCUUCCUACCCUCCCGGGAGCAGAGUGCGCGUUUUCGGGAGCGCGGCUGGAGAAGACGGGAAAAGGCGUAAGAUUCGUGAGCACUGAUUGGCUGAAGCGAGAAGAGUUCUGGCUGCUGACUGGCUCCGUCUUUCGCGGGAAGGAGUUUGUGGCUCCUGCGAAAAGUAGAUAUAGCGGAGCGGCCGCCUCAGGGCUCGGAGGCGGUUAGGGGAACGCACCAGACCGGAAGCUUCUGCAACUCUUUCCUGAGGGAAUCGUGACGAAGAUGUGGACCAGUAAUGAUGAGUGGGGCGGAUUACGAGACCCGCAAGAAGGAUUUAGCAAGGGGCUGGGUGGAUUUGAAAGCUAUAGCAGUUCCUCUUUUGGGGGAACCGGAAGCUACACACAGUCCCCUGGGGGCUUUGGAUCACCGACACCUUCCCAGGCCGAAAAGAAAUCUAGAGCCCGAGCUCAGCAUAUUGUACCCUGUACCAUAUCUCAGCUGCUUUCUGCUACUCUGGUUGAUGAAGUGUUCAGAAUUGGAAAUGUUGAGAUUUCACAGGUCACUAUUGUGGGGAUAAUCAGAAAUGCAGAGAAGGCUGCAACCAACAUUGUUUACAAAAUAGAUGACAUGACGGCUGCACCCAUGGAUGUUCGCCAGUGGGUUGACACAGAUGAUGCCAGCAGUGAAAACACUGUGGUUCCUCCAGAAACAUAUGUGAAAGUGGCUGGUCAUCUGAGAUCUUUUCAGAACAAGAAAAGCCUGGUAGCCUUUAAGAUCAUGCCCCUGGAGGAUAUGAAUGAGUUUACCACACAUAUUCUGGAAGUAGUCAAUGCACACAUGAUGCUCAGCAAGUCUAACAGCCAGCCCUCAGCAGGGAGAGCACCUGUCAGCAAUCCAGGAAUGGGUGAAGCUGGGAACUUUGGUGGGAAUAGCUUCAUGCCAACAAAUGGCCUCACUGUGGCCCAGAACCAGGUACUGAAUUUGAUUAAGGCUUGCCCAAGGCCUGAAGGAUUGAACUUUCAGGAUCUCAAGAAUCAGCUCCAACACAUGACCGUACCCUCCAUCAAGCAAGCUGUGGAUUUUCUAAGCAACGAGGGACACAUCUAUUCCACUGUGGAUGAUGAUCAUUUUAAAUCCACAGAUGCAGAAUAACUGGAUCUAAUUGGGUACCCGAGAUAUUUUCCAGCUGGACCUUUUAUGCAGUCUCUCGUCUCCAGCUGUGCAUAUAUUUGGCAGGUUGACUUCUAGGUAGUAGGUUUCAUCUAUAAAAGGUUUCAAUUGACAUCCUUUUGAAACUUACUACUCUUCUGUGUUUUUGAAGCUCAGAGGGAUAUGGGCAACUGACAGGGAUGUAAACCAGGGCGGAAUUUCUUAAAGAACUUACAAAUUAGUUACAAUAUCAGGAUAAAUGGAAUUGGAAGAGGGAUGCUACCAAGAAGGGUUGGGCGGUAUUACUUAAAUAAUACUCAGGAGUUUUUAUGCCUAAAUUGUUUCCUGUUGAGAGCAGGACUAGGGCCUGCUAGUGGCUAGCAGAGAGCUAGCCACAAAGCCCACUAACCUCUGCCUGUUUUUGUUCCCCACUUUGUUUAUGUGGUUAUGUGGUUAUGUGUUGUUACUUAAAGAAUUGCACUUUCUUUCACCUUGUCAUAAUUGCUGCCCAAAGUGUGUUUUUAUAAGCAUGGGGUUCUAGAAUGGUGGCUUCAUGGGGCAGAGAGAAAGAUACGUGUUUUGUACAAAAUAAGUACAUUCAUAUGCUUAAUAAAAUAGUUCUAUUAUUGCA
Globicephala melas (long-finned pilot whale) is the source of this 1765-nucleotide messenger RNA. RefSeq names its product replication protein A2 (gene RPA2). NCBI's taxonomy places the organism in Eukaryota, Metazoa, Chordata, Mammalia, Artiodactyla, Delphinidae. The record is from RefSeq and is a predicted model, not a curated record. Gene Ontology annotation, molecular function: single-stranded DNA binding. Gene Ontology annotation, biological process: nucleotide-excision repair; DNA replication; double-strand break repair via homologous recombination. Gene Ontology annotation, cellular component: chromosome, telomeric region; DNA replication factor A complex; nucleus.